This is a messenger RNA of Xenopus laevis (African clawed frog), 1962 nucleotides long. It is a transcript of the gene cd28.L, whose product is annotated as CD28 molecule L homeolog. The record is from RefSeq and is marked provisional. NCBI's taxonomy places the organism in Eukaryota, Metazoa, Chordata, Amphibia, Anura, Pipidae. Gene Ontology annotation, biological process: immune response; T cell receptor signaling pathway; regulation of T cell proliferation. Gene Ontology annotation, cellular component: external side of plasma membrane; membrane.
GAUAUACACAGGUUAAUGGAGCUGAGUAUUGAAACUUAGAUUUACAAUGUGUCUCUGUAUGGCCUUCAUUCUAAUUUGCAUUACUCAAUGCACAGGUAUUUCAUCAGAAACACAACAGCAAACUGUUCUUAUUGCAAUAGAACAAAUUGACAUAACGUUUACCAGCAACUUUAAAGAUAACAAAGAAUUCCGGGUGUCAUUGUUCAAAGGGGUAAAAAAGUCCAUCACUGUCUGCAGUGGAUCCUUCAACUCCUCCUAUCAGUCAUUUGAGUCCAACUCAAACCAGUCCAUAAAGUGCCUUGGCAUUCCUACUGAAAGCAAAAUCACCCUUUAUCUGUCGGGCCUGACUGAGAAUGACACAGACAUUUAUUAUUUCCACAAAGAGAAUAUGUAUCCACCUCCUUAUACUUGUUAUCAAGACAAUGGCACUGUCAUUCAUGUAAAAGAGUUAGUCCCUACAGGAAAGCCAACUUUACCACAGCCUAUUUUGCCAUUGCUGGUUGGCAUUGGAGUUACAGUAGCAUACAGCGUUGCAAUUACGGCAGCAUUUUGUUACGUUUUGAAAAAAGGAAGGAGAACGAGGGUGCUACAGAGUGAAUACAUCAAUGUGGUUCCACGCAGGCCAAAGUGUCAUCAGCCGUAUGCUCCCACUCCUGCCCACUGUCGCCCUCGCUGACCGCUGAUUAGGAUGCCAGUGUAUUGCAACAAAAUGCACAUAGUGGUGCUACUACUGGAUAUCCACCACCUAGCUGUGUAACUUCACCUAGAACAACACUCGAAUAUAGAAUAGCUGUUUCAUUUCUCAUGUUCCACAUGGCAAGAAAAUACUUUUUUUUAAAAUCAUCAUUAGGAAAAUCGGUGACUUAUUUAUUGAGAGAAAAAUCUUAAACUAAAUGAAUAUUGACAAUAGAUGACUGCAUCUCGUAGAUAGGGCCAGAUUCAAUUCAGUGAGAAAAAGGUUUAUCACGUGAAAAAUCAUGGACAAGAUUCUAUUUGAGAUGCAAUUCAAUUCAGAGAAACUUAUCUUUAGGUUUAUCAGAUGAAAACACUAUUGAAGUCUAUGGAAUAAACUGGAGCUUAAUUUGGAGAAAAGUUUUUUAUUCCUCGAAUAGAAUCGGGUCCAUGGUUUUCACGUGAUAAACCAUGAGAUACAUUUUUCUCAUUGAAUUGAAUUUGAACCUAUAGCCCAAUGAGAUAAUUUUUUUCUGAAUUGAGUUGCAUCUCAAAUUGAAUCAAAUUCAUGACUUUUCAUGUGAGAAACCCUUAUUUUCAUCGCUCUUGGAAAUAUGCAUAUUGGAUAAAAUAUCCCUAUUGUAAACAAUCCACCAUGUUGUUUUGUGACCCUAUAAUCAAGGCAUUCAAAUACUGCAAAAGAAUUAAAAGAUAUUUGCUCCUUGUAUACAGAGUUUCACCGGUGUCCGUUUUGCCCUUGUGAACCUAGCCUAAAUUAUAGACUGCUGAACAUUUUUGAUGUUAGCUUCAUACAACUUAGGCACCAGGUUUCUAAAAGCAGUACUGAGUUCUGUUUAUCAUGUUGGGAUUUUGGCUUUUGUUACAGGUUGUACAAUCACAAAUAUAAUACUCUGGAAACAAGGUGAUUGUAACUGAAAAUAUCCUGUACUUGCCUAGUCAAGCAAUGCCCAUUAAAGUAAAUAAGUGGAAGGCAUUAUGUUUUUGGCUACUUUUCCACCAACCCAUGUUAGCUGAGAAUCACCUAUGCUAGCAGUGUCAGGAUUGCUCAUGGAAGUCAAUAAGAACUGGCCAGCACCAUUUCGGCUGCUUCUGGAUCAGCUAAAAUACCCUGGGAGAGGCGAGUACAAUCCCCAAAAAGAUGUAUGUAUGUAUUAUAAUCUAUGAAUUCAACUAAAAUUCUUGAUAGUGAGAUCCUGUGAUAUCCUAUACUACAUGUGAUGGUGAGCCUUAUUGGUUUAGAUCUAAUAUAUAAUAAAAAUUGCAAAAAAA